Molecule: messenger RNA, 8507 nt
Organism: Papilio machaon (common yellow swallowtail)
Lineage: Eukaryota; Metazoa; Arthropoda; Insecta; Lepidoptera; Papilionidae
Gene: Nf1
Product: neurofibromin
Exons: 66
Coding region: 81-8498 (2805 amino acids)
Biological process (GO): regulation of GTPase activity
Source: RefSeq, a predicted model, not a curated record
CGAAGGACGAAAAUGGAAUCGCGCAAAAUACUUGUUGUUUAUAAUUUAUUUACUUGAAAAAUAUAUAAAAUUUCUACAAAAUGGGUACGCAAAAACCCGGAGAGUGGGCAAAUUCACUAAUAGCACGAUUCGAAGAGCAGCUUCCUUACAAGACAGGGGCUCAAAACCUUCAUUCCCGAAUCAAUGAGGAGCAAUGUAAAGCAUGCUUGGUACAAAUCAGUCGACAUCGAUUUUCUCUGGUCAUCGCUGGCCUUACAAAGAUCUUACAAAGAGUCAAUGAAUUGUAUCAGCCAACAAUUUCAUCAUGUGUGAACCGACCGCAAACAGAGCUGGAGAAAGGCUAUCAUGAUAGCCUUGUUAUUGUGCUGGAUACAUUGGAAAUCUGUCUCAGUUCACAACCCAAGGAUACCACAAAGUAUGAUGAAGCUAUGAAUGUUAAAAUACUGCUAAGGGAGGUCUGCCAAUUUAUUGAUAUGCGAAAUGAAAGUAAUAUAAGCAACACACUGUUGAGGCAGCUAGCCAGUAAGGUGCUCUUUGCAUUGAGCCUCAACUUUUUUAAUGCUGUCUUCAAUAGAAUUAGUGCCCGAUUGCAGGAGCUGGCAUCCAGUUCUGAAGAAAACCCCGAUUACACAGACAUAGAAUUAAUACAAUACAUAAAUGUGGAUAUAUUAAGGCUUAUACGGCUGCUUACAGAAUCCAUACAGAAGUUUAAGCUACUAAGGAAAUCAGCUCACAUAGUACUGGUUUCCUCACUUGAAAAGGCUAUAUGGAAUUGGAUGGAUACCUAUCCUCAAGAGUUUGCGGAAGUGCAGUGCCGGCCUAACGAGGAGCUGAGCAAGUGCUGCGACACGCUGUUCGAUCUGCUGCAGGACUGCUUCUCCGAUAACAAGAAGUCCCGCGUCGCCAUGUGGCCGCUGCAGAUCAUGCUGCUACUCUUGAACCCGAAAGUUCUAGAAGAAAUAGUAAACGCAGACAGUGGCGCCCCCUGCAGUCCAAGACACACAAAGAAGAAACAUUUUAUAGAUUCCGUUAAAAGAGGACUUAGUCCACAGAACAACUCAAAGCAAAUGACAGAGGCGGCGGUGGUGACUUGUGUCAAACUGUGCAAAGCCUCGACAUAUUUGAAUAUUGCCGAUUCAGGAAAUGUAACCUUUAUACUUGUCAAGUCUGUGAUCAAUGAUCUCAAGUCACUUUUAUUCAAUCCAUCAAAGUCGUACAUACGUGGGAACCUAAUAUCUGGAUAUUCGGAACUGGAUCUGAUGACAGAUUGCUUCGUAUCCUUGUUUCGUAUCAUGCCGCAUAAUAAUGACGCACUUAAAGUCUGUCUCAAUCUAAACGCACAUAUAUCUUACCACUAUGUGAUAGUUAAUUCUUUACUCAGAAUCAUAAAGCAGCCACGCUUACCAUGGUGGCCACAAAUAGAACUUUUAUAUCCAAGAGCUGCAGAACUGAGAGCCAUGUUCACGGACACAUUGAAUAAGGCCACACAAGGUUAUAUUGUGCAUACUCCACUUAGAAUGAUAUCAUUGUCUUUAAAAUCCAAGGAAGUACAAUCGAAGUUCAAUAAAUCGGAAGAAAUGCCAGCGUAUAGAAAUCUUUUAUUGUGUUUGGUGAAACUAAUACAUGCCGAUCCUAUGUUAAUGCUUAGUAAUCCAGGACGAUCUGGCGUUGAGAUCCAAUCAUCGACAACGGAGUUAAUAAAUGGCUUGGUAUCCCUAGUCCAUCAUACUGGUAUGGGAGAGAUUUCACAAGAGGCUAUGGAUGCUCUGUUAGCCUUGCACAGACCUGAUAGAGUCACAAUGUGGAACCCUGAAGCACCUUUGAAUACUUUCUGGGAUAUUAGUUCUCAAGUGCUGUACAAUAUAAGUCAGAAGUUAAUACAGCGUCAGAUCGGCAACUACCGCGAAGUUCUGCGUUGGUUGCGAGAUGUGUUGACUUGUCGCAAUGAGUUCCUCGCCAAGCACAAAGACUACGCCAACGUCGGUUCACAAAUACCGAUAUGCAAACAGGCGCAUAUCAAGCUGGAGGUGGUGUUCUUCAUGUGUCUAUGGUCUAUUGAUACGGACGUAGUGUUAGUGGCGAUGUCUUGCUUCGCCCUGUUGUGCCAGGAAGCAGAUAUCCGCUGCGGCUCGGACGAGAUCAGCACCCACUGCCUGUUGCCCAAUUACGCGGUCUUCCAGGAGAUAGCGCAUACUUCGACUGUGCUUACAACUGCAGCCAGCCAGGAUAUGGGGAGAGGGUGCUUUUAUAAAAAUAUACACAGUUCAGCCGCUCUACAGAAGCGUAUAAUGGCUUUGUUAAGAAAGAUAGAACAUUGCGUGAACGGCGUACAGCCGGUUUGGGAAGAGACAUUUCGAUGUUGGGACUCGCUAUGCAAGCUGCUACAGAAGUACCCGAAGGGUCAGAGCGAGCGGCCCGAGGAGCCCCCGGAGCCGCUGCACCGCGCUGUCGCAAAACGCCGCGUCUCACAUCACACCAGCAGCGAACACGACUUUGAAAUGCAAAUUCAAGAGUGGGCAAACAUAACGUCAUUUUUAUGCGCAUUGGGCGGCGUAUGUUUACAACGGCGACCUUCCACCGUAUGGUCGCAUCUGCAUGGUCUUGAUACGCGAAAAUACAAUGUAUUGGCAAACAGCUCACAAGAGGUUCAAUACUGUCCCGUAACACAAUUUAUCGGUCAACUUCUACGUCUAUUGUUAUGUAGCAACGAACGAUUCGGUCAGCAAAUACAAACUCAUGUGAAGGGUCUCGUCGGUCAUGAAAUGUCGCCCGCUCUAUAUCCUAUACUCUUUGAUCAAAUCAAAGCUAUUAUUGAUAAAUUCUUUGAUCAACAACAACAGGUAAUGCUAACAGAUAUAAACACACAGUUUGUUGAGCAUACAAUAUUUAUAAUGAAGAGUAUAUUAGACAACAAGAAGACAGGUCAGCCGACUGAACAUUUGAGUACUACUUCUAUUGAAGGCCUCAUGUUGGCUAUAGUCAAAUAUGUGCGUCAUUUGGACAUGACAGUUUUAUCUGUACAUAUAAAGACGAAGCUCUGUCAAGUUGUUGAAGCUAUGAUGAGUAGAAGAGAUGACCUCGCCUUUAGACAGGAGAUGAAAUUCCGCAACAAGAUGGUGGAAUACGUAACGGAUUGGGUGCUCGGCACCAGUCAUCAGAUAUCUCCGCCAUUACGACCUGAUGCCACUUCUAUAUCAAGAUACUUGGUGUGCUGCCGCGAGCUGGACCAGGCGUGUAUGGAGGCGGUGGCGGCGCUGCUGAAGGGCCUGCCACUGCAGCCCGAGGAGUCUGACCGCGGUGACCUCAUGGAGGCCAAGAGUCAACUCUUCCUCAAAUACUUCACAUUAUUUAUGAACUUACUGAACGACUGUAACGAAGUAGAGAUGGCGGAGGGUCCUGGCAGACUGGAGGCAUUACGGAAUGCCACCAUACAGGCCAUGUCUAACUUGCUCAGCGCUAACAUCGACUCCGGUCUCAUGCAUAGCAUUGAUCUUGGCUACCAUCGGGACCUGCAGACGCGCGCGGCUUUCAUGGAGGUGCUGACCAAGAUCCUGCAGCAGGGUACAGAGUUCGACACCCUCGCGGAGACCGUGCUCGCAGACCGCUUCGAGCAGCUCGUGCAGCUCGUCACCAUGAUAUCUGAUAAGGGUGAGUUGCCAAUUGCAAUGGCGUUGGCUAACGUGGUCAGUACGUCGCAAAUGGAUGAGCUGGCGCGAGUCUUCGUCACACUCUUCGACGCAAAGCAUCUGCUCGCGCCACUGCUGUGGAAUAUAUUCUAUAGAGAAGUAGAGGUAACAGAUUGCAUGCAGACAUUGUUCCGCGGCAAUUCUCUGGGUAGCAAGAUAAUGGCAUAUUGCUUCAAAAUUUACGGCUACGGGUAUCUGCAGUCACUAUUAGAGCCUCUCAUAUCGACAUUACUUGAUCAAGCUGAUGAACAACCGGAGCUCAGCUUUGAAGUAGAUCCAGCAAGACUUGACCCGAGUCAAGACAUAGAAGUUAACCGCUCUAACUUGAUAGAGUUGACCAAAGAAGUUUUCGACCGUAUCGUGAACUCUGCGGACAAGUUUCCGCCGCAAUUACGCAGCAUGUGUCACUGUCUUUAUCAGGUUCUGAGCAAACGUUUUGCCCAAUUUCCACAAACGAGCGUUGGUGCAGUGGGAACAGUUUUAUUUUUGAGAUUCAUCAAUCCUGCUAUUGUAUCGCCACAAGAAAUGGGCAUUGUGAGUCGACCUGUGCCGUCGCAAGUGAAGCGAGGUUUGAUGUUAAUGUCCAAGAUCCUCCAGAACAUUGCCAACCAUGUCGAGUUCUCAAAGGAGCAACACAUGCUGCCUUUUAAUGACUUCCUACGAGCUCACUUUGAAGCAGGAAGGAAGUUUUUCAUCCAGAUAGCAUCAGAUUGCGAGAGUAUAGAUCAAACAUCGCACAAUCUGUCCUUCAUAAGCGAUGCUAAUGUUGUCGCGUUACACCGGUUGCUGUGGAACCAUCAGGAGAGGAUCGGGGACUAUCUGUCCUGCAGCAGGGACCACAAAGCGGUUGGCAGACGGCCCUUUGAUAAGAUGGCAACUCUCCUCGCGUAUUUAGGCCCACCAGAGCAUAAACCUGUUGAAUCAACGUCAGGUCUUCUCUUCUCAUCUUAUGCUCGAUGGUCGUCUAUAGACAUGUCGUCGACGAACUUUGAAGAAUUUAUAGUAAAGCACAACAUGCAUGAAAAGGAAGAAUUCAAGAGUAUAAAGAGUCUUAAUAUCUUCUACCAAGCCGGUACAAGCAAAAUUGGAAAUCCUGUCUUUUAUUUUAUAUCCAGACGAUAUAAGAUAGGUGAAGUGAACGCGGACUUGUUGAUCUACCACGUGAUACUGACGCUGAAGCCGUUCUGUCAGCAACCAUUCGAGCUGAUAGUCGACUUCACGCAUACUAAUUCUGACAACAGGUUCAGAACCGAUUUCCUGCAGAAGUGGUUCAGUGUGCUACCAGAAGUGGCUUACAUCAAUAUCCAUGCUUGUUACAUCUACAACUGCAACGGUUGGGUGCGGGAGUACACAAAGUUCCAUGAGGCGAUACUAGCGCCAUUGCGGGGCAACCGUAAAUUAAUAUUCAUAGACAAUCAUACACGUUUGACUGAUUUCGUGGACAUUGAGCAGCAGAAAUUACCAGGCGCCACUCUCGCUUUAGAAGAGGACCUCAAAGUAUUCAAUAACGCGCUAAAACUUUCGCAUAAAGAUACCAAAGUUGCUAUAAAGGUUGGACCUACCGCACUUCAAAUAACAUCAGUUGAAAAGACUAAAGUACUAGGUUUGCCUGUCUUACUCAAUGAUGUAUACUACGCUUCUGAAAUAGAUGAGGUUUGUUUGGUGGAUGACAAUCAAUUUUCCUUGUCUAUAAUUAAUGAAUCAACACCUCUUAGCUUCAUACACAACGACUGCGAUAACAUCGUUCAAUCUAUCAUUCAUAUUCGCAACCGUUGGGAGCUUAGUCAGCCGCAAGACUCAGUGACAGUACAUCAGAAGAUCCGUCCUAAAGAUGUACCAGGGACGUUGCUCAAUAUGGCACUUUUGAACCUGGGCUCCUGCGACCCCAACCUUCGCACCGCCGCCUACAAUCAGCUGUGCGCCCUUACUGCCACAUUCCAUCUCAAGAUCGAAGGACAAUUGCUCGAAACCUCUGGUCUAUGCAUUCCAUCAAAUAAUACAAUUUUCAUAAAGUCAGUGAGUGAAAAAUUGGCACACAAUGAACCACAUCUUACUCUUGAAUUUCUAGAGGAGUGUAUACAGGGUUUCAGAGGAUCUACAAUAGAACUGAAACAUUUAUGUUUGGAGUACAUGACACCAUGGUUGGCGAAUUUAGUUAGAUUCUGCAAACCGUCAGAUGAAUCUAGACGUCAGAAGCAAGUGGCACAAAUACUAGAAAAGUUAAUAACUCUUACUAUAGAAGAGACGGAGAUGUAUCCGUCUGUGCAGGCAAAGAUCUGGGGCUCCAUUGGACAAGUGCCUGAGCUGAUUGAUAUGGUACUUGAUAGCUUUAUACAGAGAAGUGUUAAUUCAGGUUUGGGUUCGCCAAUGAUUGAAAUAAUGGCGGACACAGCGGUCGCGCUCGCUUCAGCCAACGUACAACUAGUCUCUAAGAAAGUCAUCGGACGCAUGUGUCGAGCCCUAUCCAAACUGCCCAAUAAUAUUCUGGGUCCCGUUACCCCGGCCACUGUGGUGGAUAAAACUUGUCACUCACCGACGGCGAUGUUAGAACAGCAUAUGAUGUGGGACGAUAUUGCUAUACUGGCUAGAUAUUUGUUGAUGCUGUCGUUCAACAACUGCCUGGACGUGGCUCGUCACUUGCCGUACUUGUUCCACACGGUGUCGUUCCUGGUGUGCUCGGGCACGGUGCCGAUGCGUGCCGCAACGCACGGUCUCGUCAUCAAUAUCAUUCACUCACUAUGCACCUGCAACACGCCCAGCUUCUCUGAGGAGACUCAGCGGCUACUUAUGAUGUCGUUGGACGAGUUCGCGCUGCCAAAGUUCUAUCAGAUGUUCGGCAUCUCCAAGGUCAAGUCGGCCGCCGUCACCGCCUUCCGCAGCCCCUACAAUCGUCACGGCGGGGACUGGUAUUCGGAACACUCGUACGGUCCGUGUACGGAGUCGUCCAGCGGAGGCACGAGUACAUCACUAGCGCCAUCUACCGCCUCACACACGCACACGCACUCGCACUCUGACCGCGAGCGUCUGCCGCUGCAGUCUCUGGAGACCAUCACUGACGCCCUGCUCGAGAUCAUGGAGGCCUGCAUGCGAGAUAUACCGCAUUGCGACUGGUUGAACACAUGGACAUCGCUAGCUAAAAGUUUCGCUUUCUGCUUCAAUCCCGCCUUACAGCCUCGAGCGUUGAUUGUCUUCGGGUGUAUAAGUAAGAACGUGAGUGACGACGACAUGAAGCAGUUGCUCCGGAUCCUGGUGAAAGCGUUGGAGUCGUUUAACGACUUGGCGCUGCUGGAGGCGCUCAUAAUGUGCCUCACCAGGCUACAGCCGCUGCUGCACCCAGAAUCACCAAUACAUAAGGCCCUGUUUUGGGUAGCUCUAUCAGUACUUCAGUUAGACGAACCCACUCUAUACGCGGCCGGGCUCGCCCUUAUGGAGCAAAAUCUCCAUACAUUGGACUCGCAAGGUGUUUUUGAUAACAAGACACUGGAACAAGUCAUGAUGGAAACCAGAGAACCUUUGGAAUGGCAUUUUAAGCAGUUAGAUCACGCUGUAGGAUUAAGUUUCCGUUCCAAUUUUCACUUCGCGCUGGUGGGUCACCUUAUCAAAGGGUACCGUCACCCGCAGGCGGCGACGGUGUCGCGUACAUGCCGCGUGCUCGCCGCGUUGCUCGCCACCGCCGCACGCGCACGUAGAGACAAGUUUCACGUCGCACCAGAGACUGUUGCUUAUCUUACAGCUUUGGUGUGCGUGAGUGAGGAAGUCCGUUCGCGGUGUCACGUGAAGCACUCUCUUCCAAAAUGGCUGCCGGACAACUGUGACCAUUACUGCCCAACUGCUGAACAUCAUCAGUCGUCGAUCCUGAUCCAGCCGACAUCAUCGACACACCCGUCAUGUCAGAGCCGCCGUCAGAAGUCCUGGGAUGUGCUCGACCAGGCUGCGUUGUCAUAUGCCCACGGUGGUAAGUCGCCGACUCAACAACAGUCAUCAAGCAGUGGUGGCCAUAGUCCUCAUAUGAUGACCAUAUCUCACCAGGAUAGUGAAGGUCGGGCACACAGCGUGCAGCACGGCGCUGCGGGGGAUGCUGCCAGAGAACAUGGGGAUGCUGAUAGCGGACUCGAUGGAGUGGACGACGACGGUCGAGGAUCACCAGGCAGCACUGAUGAUACCACUGAUAGACCUUCUUCUACCAAGUCCGGAGAUAGCGAUUAUCCAGAUACGUCUACAAAGCAAGCAUCGACUGACAAAGAUACCACAAGUCCAGAGAGCAAUAGCCUUUUGGAUCCCUCCGUGCUCUCAGACUUUACAACACAAGCGCUCGUUCUUACAGUUCUUGCCACACUGGUCAAGUAUACUACAGAUGAAGAUGAAAUAAGAAUAUUAUAUCAAUACCUGGCGGAAGGAUCUGUCGUCUUUCCAAAAGUAUUUCCAGUCAUUCACAGUUUACUGGACAUGAAGAUCAACCACGUGCUGAUGCACUGCCACGACCAGGUCAUACUGAGCGCGGUACAGAGCAUCAUACAGAAUAUGAUAGCUUCGGAGGACGCGAGCCAGCAACAGCUACAUUACAUGCAAAGUUGCGGAUUCGGAGGCUUGUGGCGAUUUGCUGGCCCUUUUACUAAGAACCAAUGCACAGCGGAGAGUAGCGAGCUAUUCGUGAACUGUCUAGAAGCUAUGGUGGAGACAUGUCUGCCGGGAGACGACAGUGUGCGACCUCGUGCUCCUCCACCUGACCCCGACCACCCCGACACUGCAGACCUGCGGUACCCAGGUGUACACAGACAGCCUACUAUAUACUGUUCAACACAAGAUACAUAGCAAAAGGCA